CAAAUUUUAAAGUUGAGGGGGGAGGAAACCAAAUUGAAUCCUCCACAGCAUAAACAAACACCGUAGCCCAAAAAAAUUUCGCGGUUCCCUAAAAGCUUUGGUUUGCAAUACGGAAAUGCAUUUCAGUUCUACAUCUUCAAAAGUGGCGGGAAAUCCUUCAUUGUCCGAAGCAUUUCGUUUCAAAAUUCCUUUUCACUCUCAAUUUUUUUCCCGCCGGAACACAUGAAUCUCUUCAACAAAUAACUCUCCCCAAUCCGGUAAUGCCAGUCAUUCGCAUCUCUAGCGUCUCCCCAUUUUUUCAACUUAUCAUUUAUACCAAUUCCCUCCUUCUGCCGCCUGAAUUUGAACCUGGGUUUUGACGUUUUUGCUCUCACAGAUAAUGGGGAGCAAGAAGAGGGCUGCUGCCGAUGAUAACGAACACAGAGCCAAAAGGACUAAGUCUCCUGGAGUUCGAGUCGUUGGGGGUCGGAUCUAUGAUUCUGAGAACGGAAAAACUUGUCAUCAAUGCCGACAAAAAACCAUGGAUUUUGCUGCAUCCUGUAUGAACAUGAAAGAGGACAAGCUGUGUACCAUAAAAUUCUGUCACAAGUGCCUCCUAAACAGAUACGGAGAGAAAGCAGAAGAGGCGAUGCUUAUGAAAGACUGGAGUUGUCCCAAGUGCAGAGGCCUUUGCAAUUGCAGCGUGUGCAUGAAGAAAAAAGGUCUUAAACCUACUGGUUUACUAGUGCGCGCAGCCAAAGCAACUGGGUUUUCUUCUGUCUCGGAGAUGCUUCUUGUGCAUGGUUCUGACUGCUUAGAUCAAUAUAAAAAUACAAUAAGCAAAGCGGCUUCACCAAAAAAGCAGGCUUCUGAUGACAAGAAACAAACUCCAAAUUUUGAUAGAAAGAAGUUGAAGGAAAUGAAGCGUGAAGAAUUGAAAGAAAUAUGCAAUGAAAAUAAGGUUGAUGCUAAAUUCUCGAAGAAGAGCAGCACAACAAAAUCCAGCUUAGGAGAAAUUUCUAAGGAACAAACAGAAGCAAAUGGGAGGAAUGAUUCUCUUCCCUCAAAGAAAAAGGGGCCCAGAAAAGGGACCUCUAAGGAUGCUGCCUCCGAUGUUAGCACCCCCAAAGAUGCUAGAGAAAAAAACAGUUCGGGUCAUGAGAAUGCCAAAGCAUCAGAUGUUGCGGAAGAGGAAGACAAGAGGUCCUCAAAGGAUGUUCCUUACCAUUUAAUUAAAGCUGGAGACGAAAAAGAAGAAAAAGAGUUGCAUAUUCACAAAUAUGCCAACACAUCAAAAGAUGUGAAAAAUAACAAAACAAAGGUGCAUGACAAGCCUCCGGCAAAGUCUCAGGAAAAUAAAAAAUGCUCUGUGAAUAUUCAGAACAAGGAAUUUGGUGCCAGUGUUCCUUUCUCUCCAGGUUUAAGGUUAACAACUGUAGCAGAUAUCGAACUGACCACAGAUGAUGUUGGUCAUGCACUGCAGUUUUUAGAAUUCUGUGCAGCUUUUGGAAAGGCUCUUAAUAUAAAGAAAGGGUAUGCUGAGUCUGUACUCAAAGACCUAAUGCGGGAGAGAAUUCAGAGAAGAUGUCGAGUGCAUGAUUCACUCACUGUUCGAUUUCAUAUUCAACUCUUGUCACUGAUAUUGAAGGAUAUGGAUGAAGAAUCUGCAAUCCCUAGUCCCACAAAUGACAGAAGCUCAUGGUUGCUGGCCCUGAAGAAAUGCAUUUCUGCAUCCCCAUUUAAGUCGAAUGAUCUGAAACCAGAUUACUUUGAUGGAGGUGACAAUUGUUAUGAUGACUUAGACUUCUCAAAAAAGCUCAGACUAUUGACUUACCUAUGUGAUGAGGCUCUCAAUACUACAAAAUUGAGAAGCUGGAUUGAACAACAGAAUAGUAAUUUUUUGGAGGAACAAAAGGAAGUUAAAGAAAAACUUGCUGCACUGAAGGACAAGGAGAAACAAGCUAAGCAAAAAUUGCAAGAUGAAUUGGCCAAAGCUCUAAUUGCAAAGAAUGGCGUUCCCCUUUCAAUUGCAGAGAAUGAUGCUAUUAUUUCACAAAUAAAAAAUGAUGUAGCUGAAGCUCAAGCUGAGAGGCUUGCAGCUUUGGAAUUGGCAUCUAAGAGGAGACAAAGAUCAUAUGCUACAAGGACAGUUCCCGUCAUGUUGGAUGUUAAUGGUCGUGUAUUUUGGAAAUUAAGAGGCUUUGCUUGUGAAGGGAAUAUUCUGCUGCAAGAUAUGGAAAGCUGGGGAUCAGAUAAUCCAAGCGAAAAGUGGUUGAUAUAUAAAGACGAGCAGAAACAAGAGAUAGAAAAAUACAUUUCUUCUUUAACGUUUAAGAGGCCUAAGUUAGUGGAAAAAGUUCAGACACUUCCAGGUGGAGGUAGUGAGACAGCUUCAGCAUGUUGAGGUUUGCCAUCUCUGAGCCAAAAGAUUAGUAGUCAUGUCACUAAGCUUUGGUUUUGUGGAGCAAAUUGCCAAAACAAAUGAUUUAAAAGAUCUAUUUUUCAAUGUGCUUCUCUUCUAGAUGGAAAAUCCAUAUCCCUUUAUUUUGUAACAUCUCAAGAGAAGCAAUUCACUGCUAUUUUAACAGAAGAGGAAAAAAAGGGAAAAAAAGGAUAGCCUCAGCUGAUUCUGUGUUUGUGUAUUUGUACACUUGAAAAUGCUUCAUAGCAAUUCACUUGUUCCCUUUCUACUUUUAUUAUCAUUAUUAUGUACCCUUCUUUUAUA
Molecule: messenger RNA, 2704 nt
Organism: Cucumis sativus (cucumber)
Lineage: Eukaryota; Viridiplantae; Streptophyta; Magnoliopsida; Cucurbitales; Cucurbitaceae
Exons: 12
Coding region: 380-2383 (667 amino acids)
Biological process (GO): regulation of DNA-templated transcription
Cellular component (GO): nucleus
Source: RefSeq, a predicted model, not a curated record